Messenger RNA from Ricinus communis (castor bean), 5291 nucleotides. RefSeq names its product pentatricopeptide repeat-containing protein At4g02750. The coding region runs from base 250 to 2574 and encodes 774 amino acids. Lineage: Eukaryota; Viridiplantae; Streptophyta; Magnoliopsida; Malpighiales; Euphorbiaceae. Gene Ontology annotation, molecular function: zinc ion binding; RNA binding; protein binding. Gene Ontology annotation, biological process: RNA modification. The record is from RefSeq and is a predicted model, not a curated record. The transcript has 5 exons.
GCAGUAGCACGGUGACUAAGGGAUUCGAAAUAUUUGGGUGCAUCUCAAAUUUGGGUUUCGAGUUCGAGAUUCAUUUUUUCCCUCACUGAAAAAACCAAAAUGAAGAAUGUGGACUUAAUUGACUUUAUGAUAAAACUGAAGGCUUUAUUUAUUAUUGUAUUUCUAGCCUCUCGAUCAUGUACAACAGGUUUUUAACCGUUUAAAAGGAUCGCGCGCCAAAAAAAUCUUGAGACUUGUGAAACUAGAGCAAUGCGCGAGAGAUGCCAAUGGAGGCAGCUUCACAGCAGCUGCAGAAGGACACAGAAGAUCCAACAAUCAGUUAAAGGCACAAACCGAACUCCUUACCCAUCAAAGAAAGAAUUAACCCAAAAAUUCAAACAAUCUAAGAACGAAUCAGAAAAAACCACCGACUCAGACAUAGUGAACUGGAACAUGGCAAUCACCACCCACAUGCGCAAUGGCCAAUGUCACUCUGCCCUUCAAGUGUUUAACACUAUGCCCCGUCGGAGCACAGUUACGUAUAAUGCAAUGAUUUCUGGGUACCUGUCGAAUGGCAGAUUUGAUCUUGCAAGAGAAAUGUUCGAUAAAAUGCCUGAAAGAGAUUUGUUUACUUGGAAUGUGAUGCUUAGUGGGUAUGUUAGGAAUAAGAAUCUUACUGAUGCUCGUGGAUUGUUUGAGAGAAUGCCUAGAAGGGAUGUUGUUUCUUGGAAUGCAAUGCUAUCUGGGUAUGCGCAGAAUGGGUUUAUUGCUGAGGCAAGAGAGAUUUUUGAUGAAAUGCCGGUUAAGAAUUCCAUUUCGUGGAACGGUUUGCUUGCAGCAUAUGUACAAAACGGGAGAAUAGAGGAUGCAAGGAGGUUGUUUGAAUCGAAGAUGGAUUGGGACGUUGUUUCUUGGAAUUGUUUGAUGGGUGGGUUUGUGAAGAAGAAGAGGUUAGUGGAUGCGAGGAGGGUUUUCGAUAGGAUCCCUGUGAGAGAUGAGGUUUCAUGGAAUACUAUGAUUACAGGUUAUGCACAGAAUGGAGAGUUAGAGGAGGCAAGGAAAUUGUUUGAGGAGUCUCCAACUCAGGAUGUAUUUACAUGGACAGCGAUGGUGUCUGGAUAUGUGCAGAAUGGGAUGGUGGAUGAAGCUAGAAGUAUUUUUGAUAAGAUGCCUGAAAAGAAUUCAGUGUCAUGGAAUGCAAUGAUUGCUGGUUAUGUACAAUGUAAGAGGAUGGACAUGGCAAAAGAGUUAUUUGAGGCAAUGCCUUUUAGAAAUAUUAGUUCAUGGAAUACAAUGAUAACAGGAUAUGCUCAGAGUGGAAAUGUUCCCCAUGCCAGGAAUUUAUUUGACAGGAUGCCUCAGCGUGACUCAAUCUCUUGGUCGGCCAUGAUUGCUGGCUAUGUGCAAAAUGGUUGUAAUGAAGAGGCUGUACAUCUUUAUGUGGAAAUGAAAAGAGAUGGGGAAAGUUUGAAUAGGUCCUCAUUUACCUCUGUUCUAACUGCAUGUGCCGAUAUUGCAGCUCUGGAUUUGGGUAAGCAAUUUCAUGGAUGGCUGGUUAAGGUUGGAUACCAGACUGGAUGUUAUGUGGGGAAUGCUCUUCUUGCAAUGUAUUGCAAGUGCGGGAGCAUAGAUGAAGCAGAUGAUGCAUUUCACGAAAUAACAGAUAAGGAUUUAAUCUCAUGGAAUACCAUGAUCUAUGGUUAUGCAAGGCAUGGAUUUGGUAAAGAGGCUCUGAUAGUUUUUGAGUCAAUGAAGACAGUGGGUGUUAAGCCUGAUGAAGCCACUAUGGUUAGUGUUCUGUCUGCUUGUGGUCAUAGUGGCUUAGUUGAGAAGGGAACUGAAUACUUUUACUCAAUGAGUCAAGAAUAUGGUAUAAUAGCAAACUCAGUUCAUUAUACUUGCAUGGUUGAUCUUCUUGGUCGGGCUGGACGCUUGGAAGAGGCUCAGAAUUUAAUCAGAAACAUGCCUUUUGAACCAGAUGCUGCAACUUGGGGUGCUUUACUUGGUGCAAGCAGGAUUCAUGGCAAUACUGAAUUAGGUGAAAAGGCUGCUGAGAUCAUUUUCAAGAUGGAGCCUGAUAACACAGGGAUGUAUGUUCUUCUCUCAAACUUAUAUGCAGCUUCAGGAAGAUGGCUUGAUGUUAGUAAGAUGAGAUUGAAAAUGAGGAAUGAAGGUGUGAAGAAGGUACCUGGGUAUAGUUGGCUUGAAGUGCAAAACAAAAUUCAUACAUUUACAGUUGGGGAUUGCUUACACCCAGAGAGGGAUAAAAUAUAUGCAUUUCUAGAAGAGAUGUAUUUGAAAAUGAAGCAUGAGGGGUAUUUAUCCUCUACAAAAAUGGUUUUACAUGAUGUAGAAGAGGAGGAAAAAGAGCACAUGCUCAAGUACCACAGCGAGAAAUUGGCUGUUGCAUAUGGCAUUCUGUCCGUACCAGCUGGGAGACCUAUUCGUGUGAUUAAAAACUUGCGUGUAUGUGAAGACUGUCACAGUGCCAUUAAAUACAUCUCCAAGAUUGUGGGAAGGUUGAUUAUUUUAAGAGAUAAUAAUCGCUUUCACCACUUCAAAGGUGGUUUGUGUUCUUGUGGGGAUUAUUGGUGAAACUGUAAACCGAAGGACCACGGAUGCAUUUGGAUAUACUGCCCAUACCUAUCAACUGUUGCCAGUUUCUCUAUUUAACCUGUUAAGUGUAGUCAACUCUUACAGCAAAAGAAUAGAAGCUUGAAUUACUGCUUCCUGUCAUGUAAGUCCAUAAAUCUAAUCCUGGAAGAAGUGAGAUCAAAUUCUGUUUCUUCUGCAGAGAUGCAAUUAGAUUCGGUCAUUGGAAAUGACUCAUCUAUUAAGUCAUUGCGUUGCUGAUAUUAUAUUAGAAGCUCGCUUAUUAACGGAUUAUGUUGGAGAAAGGGAAGACACCUUGCAUCUUGGCAGGUUGGAAAAAGGGAAGACACCUUGCAUCUUGGCAGGUUGGAAAAAGGGAAGAUACCUUCCAUGUGGAAUUCGUGAAACAUUGGAAAAAUGGAAGACAAAUAAAACAAAUGUAGAAGACAAGAGCCAAACAACUUGUCUUCCAACAAGUCGUACCCUGUUAUAAGGUUGGGAAUUUGGUUCUUAUGUGUCUUUUUCUGAUCAAGGAAAUGGAUUCUCAGCUGCAUCAUCCAAAUUCGAUCCUCUGUGAACAAGUUUAUUUUCUCAGGAAAUUUUCUGUUUUCUUAGUAAGUGAUCCUUCUUUUUUGUAUUAUUACUUUUCUCUUUUACUUUCCCUUGCCAAAGUUACCUUCAAUAAGAUUCAACUCCAAAAUAAUUAAAGAUACAAAAUUCUAAAAUUUCUCAAUAAAUAUCAGUUCAUAAAAUCGAAAAUAUAAACUAAAUUCUACUGAAAGGUGAUAAAGUAAAUUUUGCCAAGGUACCAUGGAGAAUCCCAAACCUCUAAUGGAGUUCACUUCGUUCAUUUCUGCGGCAUCGGCUACCACCUACCAACACAAAAAUCAUAGGAUGCCUCUUAUUUUGCCGAGGCGCCUGUUAAGGCUACCUGUUCUAUAUAAAAUUUCACAAUAGUAAUUAUCAUGACUAUCAUUCGGUUUUCAAAAAUCUAGAAUCGUCUCGAGAGCUCUGAAGACUCGGAAUGAACCUCAGUGAUAAAAACUGAAAGUACUAACAUAUUAUAUAACAAUCCAUUAAGCAGUGGUAAUUGUAGCAUAAGUUAGUGCAUGACUGAGUUUAAGAAAAAUUUUCACAGAGAUAUUGUUUUUACAUUGAAUAUGUACAUGAGGCAUAAAGAAGUUACAUCAGCUUCAACACUCCGGUUGAUCCACAGAACAUGGUGGCAUUUCACUAAAGCAACCUCCAGGCCUGCAUCAUCAAGAAUGCCAAGAAAAUGACUAUCGAAACUUAGAUAGAAGCAGGGAACAGAAAAGUCAUUGCAAUAUUUGAACUAUACUAGAAGAACUUGAAAAAAAUCCAUCAUCAAAGAAAAAAGAAAUUAUCCCCUGAAAUAUCAGAAACAGAACAAGGGGUAGGGAGCAUGAGUUACUUAAGAACAAUAAUCCUUUUGGAUAUUUCCCUUUAUGUUUUAGGCUUCAAAAUAGAACCCUGUGCUAUGAAAAAUGAAUAUGGUUUUGAUUUGUCAAUAUAUAUAUCAAACGUUUCAACAACCAAUGCCAAUUAGGAGCUGCAACAGAAGUUCCUCAACUAAGAGAAACCACAGAACCUGAAUGAACAUCUGUUGAAAUCAUCUAUUCACUUUAUCCACAAAAUACACUCUCAUUCCACACUAGAAUGUAUUUUCUACAAAUUAUGAUUUUCCUACAGUGUGAAUAUAACAAUAUGAUAGUAUUUUGAUAACUAUAUGAAUUUUGCUUCACAUUGUAAAAGGAUUUUUAUUUUAUUUUUUAUUUUUUUUGCUUUCAACAAUAAGUAACACGUUUUUUGUUUAAUAUUUCUUUUGCUUCCAAAAUAGCAACAUACAAAAUCCAAAACUCAGUAAAAGCAAGCUAAUAAAAUGGUGGUAGCUGAGGUUAUAUGAGAAAAAAAACAUAACAUGCAUAUAAGGAUCUGACUCAGGUACAAACAAGGAAGAUAACAAAAAUGCUGCCAUUUAUGACAGUUUUCACAGUUCAAAGAUAUCAUUGAAAUACCUGUAAAUAAAAAGUUUACUGACAAACUCAUUGCCCUUGACUUUGCAUAUUCUUUCCUCCUACCUCAGCCUUCUCAAGUUCUCGAUUUUUCUCCUGAGCAGUAGAUGGCUAUCCAUGGUAAAGAAAGUUGGUAUUAGUUUUUGAUAGAAAACAGAGACACAGCUGCUUUAAUUCUUUUCCUGUAAGCUGAACUGCCUAAUCAAUCAGGUCAUUUUCACACAUUUAUGCAAAAGAUACUUUUCUUGCACCAGAUUCUGUGGUGGUCUCAAAAAACACUUCGAGAGAUGAGUACUUACCCUAGCAAUUAUUAGCUGCUCAGCAGACUCCACUAAACAACCAGGCAUUGAAAAAUUAUUAGUUUGAGUACAGGGUUACGGAUGUCUGAUGAAAUCGAGCCUUACCAAGAAGUGUUUUGAUUACAGCCAUUGCUGCCAGCUGCUCUGCCUCUUUCUUGCUUGCACAUACCUCACCAGUGUAAGUUUUACCAUCGAAAAGCAAUGAAGAGAUAAAAACUGGUCGCAACUCUUCUUUUUGGAUGGUUGUAUACUUCGGUGUUCUGAGGUUCAUCCUGACAGCAUAUUCAUGCAGAACAGAUUUGCAAAUUUUUGGAUCCUGAAUGGAUAUAAUGUAAAAAUGAUUUGCAUGAUUCUAUCAGCAAUACUAUAGUGAAUGGAUUCUGCAGUA